Molecule: messenger RNA, 2469 nt
Organism: Rhodamnia argentea
Lineage: Eukaryota; Viridiplantae; Streptophyta; Magnoliopsida; Myrtales; Myrtaceae
Product: two-component response regulator ARR12-like
Exons: 6
Coding region: 298-2253 (651 amino acids)
Biological process (GO): phosphorelay signal transduction system; cytokinin-activated signaling pathway
Molecular function (GO): DNA binding; DNA-binding transcription factor activity
Source: RefSeq, a predicted model, not a curated record
GGGAAAGUGUGUGAUUACCAUAAAAGAAUUGAAUCGAGCUGCGAGAGGCGGAAAAACAUUAUAAAAUAGGGCAAAAGCUUCCGAGGAAAUUUGUAGCCGAGAAAAGCUAAAAAGCUUGAAAAGACUUUAGCUUCACUAAAACCCAAAAAAGAGAUCUCUGUUUUAUUGGUUCUUUCUCGCUUUCAAGAGCUGUUUUUUUUAGCUUUCACGCUCAAAAGUUUGAAACUUGUUGUUCCGUUCUGGGUGGGUGUUCCAUCUUUUUCAUCUUUUGGGUGUACUUCAAUUGUGAGAGAACAGAUGAAGGUUGAGGACAAGAAAAGUGGCCUCGUGAACGAAGAUGGGAAGGACCGAUUUCCGGUCGGUAUGCGAGUUCUGGCCGUUGAUGAUGAUGCGUCUUGCCUUAAAGUGUUGGAGGGUAUGCUUCGGAAGUGCAGAUAUCAAGUUACUACGACCAAUGAGGCGGUCAUGGCACUGAACAUGCUGAGGGAUAAAAGGAACAAGUUUGACCUGGUGAUUAGCGAUGUGAACAUGCCUGACAUGGAUGGUUUUAAGCUUCUAGAGCUUGUGGGUCUUGAAUUGGAUCUGCCUGUCAUCAUGUUGUCCGGGCAUGGUGAUACUGAACUUGUCAUGAAGGGAAUCACUCAUGGCGCUUGUGACUAUCUGUUGAAACCUGCCAGAAUGGAGGAGCUCAAAAACAUAUGGCAACACGUAGUGAGGAGAAAAAAGUUCGAACCUAAGGAAAGAAGCAAAUUUGCCGAUGUAGUCAAGCCUUUGGAUGGAUCCGGGGCUGGUGAGUAUGGACCUGUAUCAACCAGUAAUGUAGAUCCAAAUGGAAAGCCCAACAAGAAAAGGAAGGACCAGACAGAAGAUGAGGAAGAAGACAGUGAAGAGAAUGGAAACGAGAAUGAUGACCUGUCAACCCAAAAAAAGCCUCGAGUUGUUUGGUCUGUCGAUCUGCAUCGCAAGUUUGUUUCCGCUGUUCACCAAUUAGGCUUUGAAAAGGCUGUCCCUAAGAAAAUCCUGGACUUGAUGAAUGUUGAAGGCAUUACAAGGGAAAAUGUGGCCAGUCACCUACAGAAAUAUCGACUUUACCUGAAAAGAAUCAGUAACGGGGCAAGCCAGGCUGAAUUUGGAGAUUUUCAUCCAUUAACUGGAUCGGGAAGGCUUUCUAGCGCAUCUUAUCCUGCAGGCGGGAUGCUAGGUAGGCUAAGCACACCAGCUAGUUUAGGGUUGCGGGGGAUCACAUCCUCCGGAGCGUAUCGGACAAACCAUAUGCAAAAAUUUAGCAGCUCAAUGAAUGCUGUUGGGACGACCCGAACUGCCAAUCCAUUUCAAGGAAUUCCGACAUCUCUGGAGCUAAACCAGUUGCAGCAGGCAAAUGUGAAGGCCCAUGUAGGAGAGUUCACUAUCGAUAAAAGGAAUGCUAGAGUUGCCACUAACCUCUCAGAUGCCCGGGCAGUGACUGGUGUCUCCAGCAAUUCUCUAUACAAUAGUCCAAGAAGCAAUCAGGGAUUCUUGCAGGGUAAUCAAGUACAAACUCAAGACAUUGGAGGUUUUGUAUCCGGACCCUACUUUGUCGAUAAAAGUAGGUCAAAUGAUAUGUGGCAUGGUUCUGUGCAGUUGUCCAGUUUUCCCUCUUCAAAUCCUCUGCCACUGAAUGGAACAAUGAAUCUAGAUCAAAGGUCAAUGGGCAGUUCUUCUUCGGUCAACCCGCAAUUUCUUGAAGGCCGAAUUGAGUUCUCAUCAACUGGCACAAUGUCCGGAACCAUGAAUGAUGAUAGAAGUGACAUUAAGUGUGAAGCCGGGUUGGUUAAUAUUGUUCAGAAUGUGAAUUUUGGACCAGUCCAAAGAUGGGAAGAACAAUUCCAGAAUUACAAACAAAAUCUGAGUCAAAACAACGAAAUGAACUGUCUAGUUCCUGCUGGUGGUUCUGCAGGUUCCGUCAGCCAUAUUAUGGGGCAAACUAAUGCACACUUCAGUCCAAAUGCUGAAGUUUCUCUGCCUAGCCUACUAAAUUCAGGUGCACCGUCUGCCGUUUGCCAUGCCGAAGUUGAUAUUUCUUCUAUGGACUCAAUCAUAACAUCUGGUGAAAACAACCCCUUUGAGCAAACAAAGGUGCAGGAUUGUAUCUUUGAUGCUAGUUACGAGUCCCUGGACGAGCUAAUGAAUGUCAUCAAGCGUGAACAUAAUGGUAUGCCGCUGAUGGAUGCAGAUUUGGGAUUUGACCCCUAUCCACUUGGGUCGUGCAUAUAAGAUUUCUCAGCUGCUAAUUUUGUGAAGAGCUCGCAUCAUGCUGUAAUUUAGUUCUUUUUUUUUUCUCCCGAGUAUAGGUUUUUUCUUUGGAGUCUUCCUUGUCUAGAUGUCGGUUAGAAGUUCUGCAAAUCGCAGCUCUGCCUCGUUCAUAUUGUUUGAUCUCUACCUUGUUCAUAACGAAUAAUGGCACAAGAACCUUGCAAUGCUAUGUUUCCA